AUGUCUAGCAAGACUGGCAACAAUCAGCGUCAGCAGCUCAACCCUGCACCUCACCACAUCAUGGCACCGGGAAGCCACAGUAGAGUGCAAUCCGCGUCCAUGCAUAGUCUCAACGCAAACUCCGAACCUGCAUCCGACGUCUGGAACCUCAACAACACUCGUCCUCUAAACUUGAGAGACAACGGUGACCGAUCCAAUGCCUACAUGGCCUUCAACCCCACAACCAACAAUCGUCCAUGGAACACCAAUACCGUAUCGCAAUCGCCCAGCUCAUCGCCGAGCAGGACGCGGAACGCACUUACCAACAACGAUUCGGAUUACGCACAAAUGACUGGAGGAAUGAGCCAAUUGAGAAUGUCCAACAUCCCGACCACAUACAACAGUGCAUAUACCAUACCUGCAAACUCCGACAACUUUGUGCCCUCAACGAGUGUCUUUCCCUCGUACCGGAACCAUCGUUCUACCCCUUCUCGACAUUCUCAAUCUCAGUCCCAAUCCCAAUCAUCACCGCCAUUCUCUGCCGCCCAUGCUGCGAGCAACUCGACCCAGUCUCAGCGGGCAGCGCAGCCUUACAUGACUCCCUACCAAGUGAAUAACCAAGCCUAUAGUUUCAACAACACGCAGGGCAUUGACGAUUCGUCGUCGCAGUUCACGGACCGAUUGUCUAUGCCUUUGGAAUCACGUCCAUUUCAGUUCAAUCCUGGUUCUCAGCCCUGGAACAAUGACGGCAGCGUGCACCGCAGCCUGGAAUUGCCUUCUCAGAUGACCUCACAUUAUCAGCCAAUCAACCGAGGGUCUGUCGACCGCGGCACAUCGAGCCAAGCGGAGCAAGGAAAUAGCUCUAGGUUGCACACGGCUUCCUCGAACGACUGGGGCCGCAGCCUUGCUGGCCGUGAUACCCGACCAUUCAAUGAGGAGCGUCGCAUGUCAAACCAACAAGCUACGCAGCAUUUCCCAGCCUACUAUGCCAACCAAUUUGUAUAUUCCGAGCACAUGGUGCCGUACGCACCAGGAGCUGACGCGCGCCUGGUUCACCAACUGGCAUCUACUCAACACCUGGCAUCUUUGUACGGCUCCUACGCACCUGGAGUUACAAACUUGCCUCAAGAAAGCGAGCAAACCACGAGGGCCAAUGCCUUCAUACAAGAAAUUGUCCCUCGCAUAAAGGGGAACAAGAGCAUCGAUCUCAAUCAGCUUUAUGAGUUCAUUGUCGCGUGCAGCGGACACCCGGAAGUAUCAAGGUUCAUCCAGAACAAGCUCGAAUCGGCCAACAGUGCUGAAAAGGAGAAGAUUUUCAACGGUAUUGGAGACGAUGCUGUCGCUUUGAUGAAAGAUGUGUAUGGCAACUACGUUAUGCAGAAGCUGCUUGAGCAUGGAAGCCAGGCACAGAAAGCGCGCCUUUGCAAUUGUAUGAGGGGUCAUAUGUUUGAGCUUUCAAAGAAUAUGUACGGUUGCCGUGUGGUUCAGAAGGCAGUAGACAUUUUGCUUGUCGCGCAGCUUGUCGAACUCUUUGACGAGCUCAGAGAACACAUCGAGGAAGUGAUGGUGCACACGCACGGUAAUCACGUUAUCCAAAGAGCUGUUCAGGUCGUCCCCCAACAGCAUAUCGCUUUCAUCUUCGAGUUUUGCCUGGAAAAUGUCGUCAAGCUUUCCCAAGACCAAAACGGCUGCCGCGUCGUUCAGCGAGUGCUUGAAAGGUGCACCGAAGAUGAAAGGGCCAGAAUUCUAAACACGCUUCGUCCCAAAUGGGAAAAUCUUAUUCAACACAGCUGGGGUAACUACGUCGUUCAGCAUGUCCUCGAGCAUAGAGGUGCUGAGGAGAAGCUCCCAAUCAUCGAGUUGGUCAAGAGCAACCUUGUCCGCUUUUCUAAGCAGAAGCUUGCAUCCAACGUGGUUGAGGCAUGCAUCCGCUGGUGCACGAACGAACAGCGCAGGGAAAUACUACAGAUCUUCUUGACCCCAGGCGCGGAUGGCACAGACACAUUGCUUGAUGUCGCAGGCGAUCAGUAUGGAAACUAUGUCAUCAUUCGUUUGGAUAAGAAGCUUGGGGAACAUAGUCCACCUGAGAACCAGGCGCUGCUGGACGAAUUGCGACCCCGUUACGAAAAGCUCAGGACGGCAAACAAUGUUAUGCCCAAGGUCUUGAGUACAUUGGGUAGGGUUGUCGAGGACGCAUCUCACCCUCAAAACGGAACGGGCAGACUCCAAGUCGAAGUGGACUCGGCUGCACCAACUCCAGUAUUGACGAACGAAACCAACAGUCCUCAAAGCGAUGGCCCUCUAAGUGCUAAUGUGAGCGCCAUCGGAGUCCCAUCUGCCGACAUAAAGACCCCGGCAGCCCCUCUGCAGGUUCAAGAUCAUGAGGCAUAA
Messenger RNA from Fusarium sp. VM40, 2370 nucleotides. The record is from the annotation of a GenBank genome assembly. Lineage: Eukaryota; Fungi; Ascomycota; Sordariomycetes; Hypocreales; Nectriaceae.